Coregonus sp. 'balchen' is the source of this 23136-nucleotide messenger RNA. The record is from the annotation of a GenBank genome assembly. NCBI's taxonomy places the organism in Eukaryota, Metazoa, Chordata, Actinopteri, Salmoniformes, Salmonidae.
AGGUGAUUUAUCUCAUUUCCCUCCAUUCAUGAGCUUGACUUGGUUUAGCUGUCAUGGAUGACAAAGCCUCGGUGGGGAAAAUUAGCGUGUCGUCCGACUCAGUGUCCACCCUGAACAGUGAGGACUUUGUGCUGGUGUCGCGGCUGGGGGACGACACCCCAGGCUCCUCCACUAAUAAUGGUAGCGAUGACGAAAAGACAGGACUCAAGGUAAGAAGAAAUAAAGAGUGCCUGGCUGAGUGGACAAAACUCUGACAUCUGGUGAGUUCCCAAUUCACUCUCUCCCUUCCCCUUCACCUUGGCUCUACGCCCCUAACCAUGUGAUGUUUGCACUGCAGAUCUAAAGUGCUUGGGUAGGUUUAAGGCUGUAAGCAAUGUAGUGAUGGAAGUUUCCUCCACCAUAUUGCUUAGGCUAGCCCUACCCCUUGCAGAUCUACAAAGUGCAAAUAAAGAAAGGGUUAAAGCCAAGGGAAAGGGAGGGAAUUGGGACAGGUGUGAAACACUCUUGAUAGUCUUGAUUUCUUCAUAGUCAACUCACCUGAAUACCAAGGUGGUUCAGUGGUUCAUUGAAAGAUAACCGCAUCAAUGGAGCGUCAUCAUACUAGCAGCAGACACGUCUGCCUUCUCUCACCACUGAUGUUAAAUGACCAGGGAAUCAAUCCAGUGUCAUCACCCUAUUUGACUAAAGCUCUCAUCCCCAUUCCAAUGCAAUCACUCACAUACUGUAACUAAUCAUCUGACUAAGAAACCCAUUCCAUGCGUUUCCCCUUUUAACUACAACUAAGCUAACACCUCUGUUAUUUGAAGAUUUGCCCUCCCAUUUGUCUGUUGUGGGUAUACUGUUCAUGUGGGUCUGUGUACCAUGAGCAACUGUCUAAGGGAAAACUACCUUACAGUGCAUUUAGAAAGUAUUCAGACCCCUUUACUUUUUCCACAUUUUGUUACGUUACAGCCUUAUUCUAAAAUGGAUUAAAUAGUUUUUCCCCCUCAUCAAUCUACAAAUAAUACCCCAUAAUGACAAAGCAAAAACAGGUUUUUAGAAAUGUUGGCAAAUUUAUUAAAAUUAAACAACUGAAAUAUACAAUUUACAUAAGUAUUCAGACCCUUUACUCAGUACUUUGUUGAAGCACCUUUGGCAGCGAUUACAGCCUCGAGUCUUCUUGGGUAUGACGCUACAAGCUUGGCACACUUGUAUUUGGGGAGUUUCUCCCAUUCUUCUCUGCAGAUCCUCUCAAGCUCUGUCAGGUUGGAUGGGGAGUGUCACUGCACAGCUAUUUUCAGGUCUCUCCAGAGAUGUUCGAUCGGGUUCAAGUCCGGGCUCUGGCUGGGCCACUCAAGGACAUUCAGAGACUUGUCCCGAAGUCCACUCCUGCAUUGUCUUGGCUGUGUGCUUAUGGUCGUUGUCCUGUUGGAAGGUGAACCUUCGCCCCAGUCUGAGGUCCUGAGCGCUCUGGAGCAGGUUUUCAUCAAGGAUCUCUCUGUACUUUGCUCCGUCAUCUUUCCCUCGAUACUGACUAGUCUCUCAGUCCCUGCCACUGAAAAACAUUCCCACAGCAUGAUGCUGCCACCACCAUGCUUCACCGUAGGGAUGGUGCCAGGUUUCCUCCAGACCUGACGCUUGGCAUUCAGUCCAAAGAGUUCAAUCUUUGUUUCAUCAGACCAGAUAAUCUUGUUUCUCAUUGUCUGAGAGUCCUUUAGGUGCCUUUAGGCAAUUUCCAAGCGGGCUGUCAGGGGACUUUUACUGAGGAGUGGCUUCCGUCUGGCCACUCUACUAUAAAGGCCUGAUUGGUGGAGUGCUGCAGAGAUGAUUGUCCUUCUGGAAGGUUCUCCCAUCUCCACAGAGGAACUAUGAAGCUCUGUCAGAGUGACCAUCGGGUUCUUGGUCACCUCCCUGACCAAGGCCCUUCUCCCACGAUUGCUCAGUUUGGCCGGGCGGCCAGCUCUAGUAAGAGUCUUGGUGGUUCCAAACUUCUUCCAUUUAAGAAUGACGGAGGCCAUUGUGUUCUUGGGGACCUUCAAUGUUGCAGAAAUAUUUUGGUACCCUUCCCCAGAUCUGUGCCUCGACACAAUCCUGUCUCGGAGCUCUACAGACAAUACCUUCGACAUCAUGGCUUGGUUUUUGCUCUGACAUGCACUGUCAACUGUGGGACCUUAUAUAGACAGUUGUGUGCCUUUCCAAAUAAUGUCCAAACAAUUGAAUUUACCACAGGUGGACUCCAAUCAAGUUGUAGAAACAUCUCAAGAAUGAUCAAUGGAAACGGGAUGCACCUGAGCUAAAUUUUGAGUCUCAUAGCAAAAGGUUUGAAUACUUAUGUAAAUGUGAUAUUUCGGUUUUCACUUUUGUCAUUAUGGGGUAUUGUGUGUAGAUUGCUGAGGAUAAUGUUUUAUUUAAUCCAUUUUAGAAUAAGACUGUAACGUAACAAAAUGUGGAAAAAGUCAAGGGGUCUGAAUACUUUUCGAAGGCACUGUACAUAUUCACUAGCCUAUAUUUACAGUGUCAGUACAGCGCUGUCUCUCCAUUUAAGAGGAAAGGAAGCCGAUAAUGUACUACUUUAAAUAAUCAUGAAUAAUGUACUCUAGCCUAUCGGGAGGAUGGAGCUUCGUCUAAACCAGUCAUCCUGUGUCUCUCAUAUUGGGUCAGGUUACACGGACAGACAGUCAGGCUCUCAUUACACUCCUCUAGCUGGGCCAUUCACUAGCGAUGGGGGGAAAAAUCGAUACGGUUACAUAUUGGGAUAUUCUUUUUGGCUAUGUAUCGUUUUGACAAUAUCGCAAUAUUAUUUUUGCACUAGUUGGCUGUACCUGCACCAAAACGGCAGUAUUUUUACUUCAUAGCUUGUUCUCCAUCUUCUUUUUAACUAUGGAGCCAAUUCGUUUUCAGCACUUUUAUUUCCAUGACUGAUCAGAACUCGUUUUCUCAUGGCUCUCUCUUGUCCCUCAUGGUGAGCAAUAUGUUUGGAACAUCAAAUCGCAAUAAAAUCACGGAAUCAAAUCGCAAUACAUAUAGAAUCGCAAAAAAUAUCGUAUCGGCACCUAAGUAUUGUGAUCAUGUCGUAGCGUGAGGUCCCUGGCAAUUCCCAGCCUACUAUUCACCCUGUGGUGCUCAACUGCCUGCGGGCUGGCUGGCUGGCUGGCUGGGUGGGGGAAUUAUUGUCCAUUUAAGUAUUUAAUCUCUCCCCCCCUCUCUCUUUUUCUCAGUUUUUUUUCUCUCUCUCCAUGCUAACAAACACUCUUGAUGCACAGGUUAUUAGACUAUAGGUCAUAUGUUCCUUCAGUUAAAUCAUUCUUUCAUUCUUCUAUGUAUUUGUCCCCUAAUGUAAAAAUUUAAUAUUUAAAAAAUAAUAUAUAUAUAUAUUAUAAUAAUAUGUUAAUGUUAGUUUACCCUUAAAUGUUGUAAUUUUAUUUGUUGCCUCUCUGGAUGUAGACCCACUCACACUGUACUUCCUUCUGAUGUGGUAGUGAUCGAAAGACACCAGCAGGUGGUGGUAGUGGACUGCUGAAAUUACUUUACCUAAUAAGUUAGGGGUAGGCUGCUCAAUUUCCUUGAGUUGAGGUAGAAGAGUAUAUUUAGACUAGCCUAAGAAAACUAUGCACAUCACCACCAUAUACAUUAAAUCCAUCAGUUGAAUUUAUUAGAAAACUAAAUAAUUUUCUUCGUACACUCCUCCCCAAGCCCACACAAGGUAGUUGAAGAGGGGUGUAGCACAGGGUGUCUAAAUGUGUUGUUUAUUACGCAGGUGAUUUCUGAGGAAGGGGUCAGCUUUAAGGUCAGUUUCUAUCUCACUCUUUCUCUCUUUCUUUCAUCCUCUCUCUAUCUGUGCUGUGAUUCUGUGGUGACACUGUAUCUGUUCUGUGAUGCUCUGUGUUUUUGAUUGGCUGUUGAAUGAUUUGAUGCCCCCUAGCUAGUCUUGUGAUGAGGUAGCUAGCUCAGUUGUUUUGGUGCAAGUUCUUGUUCUAUCUCUGAGGCUUUACGGCCAGACCCCCAGUCUGUCACCCACCCACUCCUCCUCAGCUCAAUACGCCCCUUGUUUGCCACUGUAUGUUGUGGUGAGGUGUUAGGCCACUGCUGGAGGCUGAGGAACAGUGCUUUGCAUUCUUCACUAGUUUUGCUUUGCAGUAUAUUGCCCCACUGUAUGGUCAGCUUUUGCUUAGCAUCUGUCAGCUCAAUGAACUUGGCACCUGUAGUGAGAAUGUGCUUUCUCUUAGAUAGGCUACAGUUUGUAAGCAAACAGACCAGUGGUAGGUUUCUGUGGUGAUCUAAUUAAUUCACAAUACUAAAUUCACAUACUAAUCUAAUCACUUAUUACUUCAAGUGCUACCUCCGUUGAAUAAGUCGCUUUUCCCUCUCAAUUCCCUUGUCAAUCACUUGGAGAGAAUCUCAAGAUCAAUAUAACAUUUUAAACCUAGACAUUCAGUUAAUUGUUACUGAGGUUGAUUAACUGUUUCUUAGGUAGCCUGAAUAAUGAACCUUGUAUUUUGACCGUAUGCCUGUCUGUGUGUGUGGGCUUUGGGAUUCCUUGUGUGUCUGUGUGUGUAUGCCUGUGUCCCCGACUGUGUGUGUCCAUGUGCGUGUCUGACCUUCGAUGUGUGUGUGUAUUUGUCUGUCCAUCCGACCGUGUGUUUGUGUGUGUGUGCGUGACAACAGAUUGUGGGGAACGGCAGUGAGCAGCAGUUGCAGAAGGAGCUGGAGGAUGUUCUGAUGGACCCCUCUGUAGCUGAGCAGGCGCUGGGUGGUGGCAGAGGGGACCAGGCAGGCAGGGUGGACCAUGUUUUGUUCCCCACCAUGGCAGCGCCUCCCGAGCCCCAACCGUGCCCUGACCCCCUUAGCGACCCCCUCAGCACCCCGCCCAAAGUUGAGAUGAUGCUGCCCGUCCAAUCUGCAGCACAGGAGAGUGAGCUGAAUGAACGAUCUUACCGCGGUGAGUCAGAGCAAGGAUACCAAAUCAACCCCUAGACCCUACACCCUAGGAACUUCUCUAGAUCUAGAUGUAAGAACUAUGGUUAUAGCUUAAUCUUGUCUUCUGAUUGUCUCCCGAGUGGCGCAGUGGUCUAAGGCACUGCAUCGCAGUGCUAGCUGUGCCACUAGAGAUCCUGGUUCAAAUCCAGGCUCUGUCGUAGCCGGCCGCGACCGGGAGACCCAUGGGGCGGCGCACAAUUGGCCCAGCGUCGUCCAGGGUAGGGGAGGGAAUGGCCGACAGGGGAUGUAGCUCAGUUGGUAGAGCAUGGCGUUUGCAACGCCAGGGUUGUGGGUUCGAUAAAAUAAUGUAUGCGCUAACUGUAAGUCGCUCUGGAUAAGAGCGUCUGCUAAAUGACUAAAAUGUAAAUGUAAAUGAUUGGCUGAGCAGAAAUAUUGCUUCCGUAUAUCCAAUGUCCUAGGGGUAGGGUCUACGCUUUGAUCUGCUGUCUCUCCCUCUCACUAGGCCCUCUCUGUAUGACCUUUGACAUCCACAGGGGAUGAGUCGUCAUCGGAGUGCAGCCCCAGUACGCCUAUCCCAGAUGAGGACAGUGUGGUGUUCAAUAAGCUGACCUAUCUGGGCUGUGCCUCGGUCAACGCUCCCCGCAGUGAGGUGGAGGCCCUCCGCAUGAUGACCAUCCUCAGAGGGCAGUGCCAGCUACCCCUGGACGUCACCCUGUCUGUGCCUGGCGUCUCAGAGGGCACCGUCAGGUCAGGACUGCUUAACAAACAAACAAACCAACACCAGAAAUUUGUUUGCGUGUGUUUGUGGCUCAUAAAGGACCCGAGUAGUUAUUCUGAUUCCUAUGUAAAAUAGCCUUUUGAGUAUAUAUAUAUCACCCAUAAUAUUUUUGGGGGAUAGAAAUGCUAAAAAUUUUAGAAAAAUAAAUGUUUCUCUCAAUAACAGGAAGUUUGAGAAUACAGGCUGAAGGGGCGUACCCCCCCCCCCCCCCCCCUUUUGUUACAUGCUGGCCGAAGACCUAGCUAGCCAGUAACUAGCUAACACCAGACACAGAUGAAAGGGGAGACAUAUAAGUAUCUUUGCCAAGAUACAUAGUGUAAACUUGCUGACACCCUACAGUAACAUUUUGGCACUAGUAGAGUAGCUAUCUAGCUAUAUAAACCAUGCCCCUCUGCAAACACACCUUCUCCGAUGUUGGUUACAAGGCAGUACUUAUUUCAAUUAGGUAAGAGAAUAUCAUGUUACCAUUGGUGUAUUAAAAUGAGAGGGUGAUGUCACCCUAUCCCCUUGAUAAUCCCGCCUCCUGAAUCCAAGUGUUUGACAUGGGGGAGGGGACCAGUAACUUUAUGAUCAAACUUGUAGAAGCAACAGUAAUUUUUCAUACUUUGGUCAUCAUACUUUGAUCUGAUUUCAUCCAAAUAUCAUCCAAUUUUAUGAAAAACAUGAUUUUGACUGUUCAUGACCUUUAAACAAACAAACAGAGUGUGAGUGCUUUCGUGCGAUGCGCUGUUGGAAUACCUUUGAAUACCAUUUUCUCUAUCCUACCUUGUGAAUUAUUAUCUCUUUGCUACCCUUACCGUUAAGCAUAAUAUUACCGACUGUUUUUCUGCAGGUUGCUGGACCCCCAGACAAGCACAGAGAUAGCCAGCUACCCCAUCUACAAGAUCCUGUUCUGUGUGCGGGGUCACGACAGCACGCCAGAGAGUGACUGCUUCGCCUUCACAGAGAGCCAUUACAACGCAGAGAUCUUCCGCAUCCAUGUCUUCCGUUGUGAGAUCCAAGAGGCGGUGAGGUCACGCACGCACACACACACACACACACACACACACACACACACAAACAAAACACACACACACAAACAAAACACACAGUCGCAAGUCCUUCAAUUCCUGUUACUGUUGUUUAGCUCCAUGCUGCCUGGGUCUUCAAUUACCACACUACAGUUCCAUCCACAUUUGACAGCAGUGCAGAUGGUGAACAGCACGGGGAGCCAGAGCUGCUACCAUUUAUCACACAGUACCAGAGCCAGAGCCUCCCUUCCACUCUGACAGCACAGCAGAACUCUACCAUGCUGCCCACACACAAUGCCCAAACAUUCAUGUUGAGGUGAAAUCUCUCUCCCUGUGUGAGCUGUUUACCCCGCUACCCUGGCCCUUUGGGCUGCACUCUCUGUACAGACACUGAUAUACCCAAUGCCCAUGUGUUUAUAUCUCAUGUCAAGCCUGCAGUAAGUCAGUCAGCCUUAGCCUGCUGCUCUGCUGUACUCUGCUCUGCCUGAACUGGCUAGGCCUAUAUAAUAGUGUCUAACAGAGUAUGCGUUCCAAAUGGCACCCUAUUAAAAGUAGGACACUAUAUAGGGAAUAGGGUGCUGUUUGGGACACAGCCAGGCAGAGAGCUGGUCUUCCUUACUCUCCUUAGUCUCCCUCAGUGUGCAGUGACCUGAUUUUCCUUUUUCCUUCCUUGGAGAAAGAUGUCUCUUCCAAUCUUCCAGACAGACAGCCCAGAACACAGACCACCCCAUGUCUGCCUGGUGGGGGUACUGUGGUUGGACCCCCUCCGUCCCCUGCCCCACACACAAACGCACGCACACACACGGCUCUUUCAUUGGUACCCAACUUUAGGAGCACCACAUUAAAUUUAGGAGCACCAGAAAAUACGUUGUUUUAAAAAUUGUUUGAGUUACAGCCUGUGUUGACUACUUUUGAAGCACAUGUUGUUCCUUAGAAACUAAUAUGUAACAAUGUAAAGACAUUAAUUUAUUAUAAAAGCUAAAACGUUGAUAUGAAUACCUGUCAUUGAAAUUAGAAAGUCAUUUGUGGAAUAGGUUUCUACAUUGUGUAAAAGCACAAUUUUCUCUUUAAAAACGUCAGGUUUGUGAUGAUGACAUGCACGAGGUCUGUCAUUCAUUCAUUUCUAUGAUCAUUGAUCUCCUGAAGAAGCUAUCCCUUUUCCUUUUUUUCUGUGCCCCCAAAUAUUUGAAUAUACUGGUAAAGUUACCAGGUUGUUAGCCAGCUAGGCAAAGUGUAAACAAAUGGUUAAUGAAGCGCAAGUAGUUUUAGAACGGCCCACGACAUGGUUAAUGAAUGUAAAAUGCGGCCCCGGCGAUACGUUAUAGCAGGCGGUAUUCAACUCUGACCCUCGAGGCCUGGAGCCUGCUGGUUUUCUGUUCUACCUGAUAAUUAAUUGCACCAACCUAGUCUCCCAGGUCUAAAUCAGUCCCUGAUUAGAGGGGAACAAUGAAAUAAUGCAGUGAAACUGACUUCAAGGUCCAGAGCUGAGUUUGAGGGCGCUAUAGGAAGAAAUAAAUGUUGCGCCGUUAAUAUGGGUCAGAUCUUUUGACCUGGUUGAGCUAGAAGCAAGCUGUUUCCGCUGUAGUAAAGGCACUCGGAAACAACGGUACAGCGAAGCCUUAACAUUACAAUUUGGAUUAUUAAAUAUUAAAGUAUUGAACCUCUCACUAAAGGCUUCAGUCAAAUUUAUUAAAAAUAAAAAAACAGAAAUACCUUAUUUACCUACAUAUUCAGAUCCUUUGCUAUGAGACUCGAAAAUGAGCUCAGGUGCAUCCUGUUUCCAUUGAUCGUCCUUGAGAUGUUUCUACAAUGCUGCAGAAAUGUUUUGGUACCCUUCCCCAGAUCUGUGCCUCGACACAAUCCUGUCUCGGAGCUCUACGGACAAUUCUUUCGACCUCAUGGAUUGGAGUCCACCUGUGGUAAAUUCAAUUGAUUGAACAUGAUUUGGAAAUGCACACACCUGUCUAUAUAAGGUCCCACAGUUGACAGUGCAUGUCAGAGCAAAAACCAAGCCAUGAGGUCGAAGGAAUUGUCCGUAGAGUUCCGAGACAGGAUUGUGUCAAGGCACAGAUCAGGGGAAGGGUACCAAAACAUUUCUGCAGCAUUGCAUGUCCCCAAGAACACAGUUUGUGCGUAACAUACUGCGAUCUCCUAGAAGUGUGUGUUCACCGGUCGACUAAGAGCUGAAACUACAGAUGAUGCGUUGUGUAAGAAGAGAGGCCGAACUGUGUGGAUGCAGAUAACUCAACCAGUAUAACAGUCAUUAGUUUUAUCUACAGUGCCGUGAUGAGAGAGAGAGAGCUCACACGCUGUAAACAGAGCCCUAUCUAGAAUUAUGCUGUAUCAUGUCGCCCAAUAACUGAAACGCUUUCUAGGACUCUAAUGGUGCGAGUAUGCGUAUGUCAUUGAUCUUCAAUCCGUUAGUGUGUACACUGAUAUUCAAACCCUGUGUGUGUGUGCAUGCUCUUGUUUAUGCUCUGGUGUGUGUGUGUGUGUGUGUGUGUGUGUUUGAACUCCACAGGUCAGCAGGAUACUGUACAGCUUCGCCACGGCCUUUAGGCGGUCCGCCAGGAAGACGCUCCUCUCGGGCUUGGCUCCGCCCCUGACGCCAGACAGCGACGUCUUCACCUUCACCGUCAGUCUGGAGAUCAAGGAGGAUGAUGGGAAAGGGACUUUUAGGUACGGUGCAUUACAAACACGUGAUCCAUGUUAUCGAUCUGUACACAACAGCCAUCUUCCUCCAUCUCUAGGUUAGGUACAUUAGGGUUCAUCAUGAACUGCAUGGUAUAUUAUAACCAUGUUAAAACAUCAAUGUUAUUAAACUGUACACUAGAGCUAUCAUCAACAUCUGCAUUGUCUAUUUGUUGCAUAUUUGGACGUUUAUAUAUGGUACUUUACAGCCAUGUUAGAGCUAUCUCUACUGUAUGUUAUCAAUGUCAUAGUCUUCUGUCUCUAAAUUUGUUAUAUAUUCAGAUUCUCUUUCCCGCUCUCAAGGUAUAGUACGUGUUGGAACAUCUGUACACUAAAGCCAUCACCCGGCCUCAUCCGCAAGUCUAUUUGUUGCCUAUUUGAAAGGUCUCCUUUCCCCUCUCAAAACACACAUGAACUGUAUUCGCUCUACUUAAAUCUACGGCAUUCAAUCUCACUCUCAGAAAGAAAUAUGCUGCUUCAGUGCAGAAGGAAAUGACAAAAAUAGCUACAGGUAUCGUUUUAUUUUGGAGCAUUUAGAAUUGUAGACACGCGCUUCCUCUAAUUUAUCAUCCUGAGCAGCAGCACAGCCUCCUCUCUUCCUCCACAGAGGCUUAUUCACAAGCUGACUGGCCCGGGCCGACGCCGACAAACAGACACGUCCUCCUAGGAAUCCAUCACGGGGCCGGAGAUUAGACAGCCCUUUUCUGCUCAUCAGACAGAGGACGUUGGGAUCCUCAGAUUAGUCACUGACUCUCACAUUGGGUAACUCUGGACAUGUCCGCAUGGAAACCAAGCGAGCACUCAUGCACUUAAGCAGAGGCAGAGAGGACGAAUUAUCAUCAGCUCUGGUUUGUGUUUUAUUUUAGAUGAGAGAGAACUUUAGUGUCACACUCAUGGCUGUUUCUCUAAGGCUUAGUCUCAACUGCUUAAACAUCUGUCCUGUUCUUGUGUCCUCCCCUUCAUGUGCAAUUAUUGGAAAAGACUUGACAGGAGAAAACAAUAUGGUGGAAGCUCAUCAGUUCUUUCAGAUCAGAGUGAUGAAAGAGUGAAGGCAAGGAAAGAACAGAUCCUCCUCCUCAGGCUUUAAAAGGGAUGGUUUCCAAUUCCCACCAAACAAGUCACUUCCCUUAGCUUUCAAAUGGCCAAAUACUACACUGGUUGUUUAAAAAACAUAAAAAGCCAUUGCUUAUUUUUAGAUGGGCAUAUUUCCUCCUCAUUAAGCCAUGGGCUGCUUAUUUAUGGAAUGUUGAGAUCUAAGCGCAGCAUUCACACGCUAGUAGGGCCCUAAUACGCAAGUCAUUAGGAUGUUUGCUCCAGGAAUUCCAUAACAGAUACUACAACUACAGCACACAGCAAAUAUUGUAAAGAUAAGAGUAGUGUUGUGGUUGCGAAUACUUGAAAAUGUCAUUUUUCAGCAACUUGGACUGUCAUACUGUUCGGUCUCCAUCCCCUUAUAUGGUGUUUAUUACCUAAUUUCUGUUUUCGUUAGGUGUGUAUAAUUUUUGUUGUUGUUGGGGGAAACUGUUUAGUCAUUUAGCACACUCUUUUAUCCAGAGAGCCUUACAGUAGUGAGUGCAUACAUUCCAUACUUUUUUCUCUCCAUACUGGUCCCCCGUAGGAAUCGAACCCACAACCCUGGCGUUGCAAGUGCCAUGCUCUACUAACUGAGCCACACGGGUCGAGUGGCUCUUAGGCUGCGUGCCACUGUUUUUAUUUUGCAUUUACAGUGGGGGAAAAAAGUAUUUAGUCAGCCACCAAUUGUGCAAGUUCUCCCACUUAAAAAGAUGAGAGGCCUGUAAUUUUCAUCAUAAGUACACGUCAACUAUUACAGACAAAUUGAGAUUUUUUUUCUCCAGAAAUUCACAUUGUAGGAUUUUUUAUGAAUUUAUUUGCAAAUUAUGGUGGAAAAUAAUUAUUUGGUCACCUACAAACAAGCAAGAUUUCUAGCUCUCACAGACCUGUAACUUCUUCUUUAAGAGGCUCCUCUGUCCUCCACUCGUUACCUGUAUUAAUGGCACCUGUUUGAACUUGUUAUCAGUAUAAAAGACACCUGUCCACAACCUCAAACAGUCACACUCCAAACUCCACUAUGGCCAAGACCAAAGAGCUGUCAAAGGACACCAGAAACAAAAUUGUAGACCUGCACCAGGCUGGGAAGACUGAAUCUGCAAUAGGUAAGCAGCUUGGUUUGAAGAAAUCAACUGUGGGAGCAAUUAUUAGGAAAUGGAAGACAUACAAGACCACUGAUAGUCUCCCUCGAUCUGGGGCUCCACGCAAGAUCUCACCCCAUGGGGUCAAAAUGAUCACAAGAACGGUGAGCAAAAAUCCCAGAACCACACGGGGGGACCUAGUGAAUGACCUGCAGAGAGCUGGGACCAAAUUAACAAAGCCUACCAUCAGUAACACACUAAGCCGCCAGGGACUCAAAUCCUGCAGUGCCAGACGUGUCCACCUGCUUAAGCCAGUACAUGUCCAGGCCCGUCUGAAGUUUGCUAGAGUGCAUUUGGAUGAUCCAGAAGAGGAUUGGGAGAAUGUCAUAUGGUCAGAUGAAACCAAAAUAUAACUUUUUGGUAAAAACUCAACUCGUCGUGUUUGGAGGACAAAUAAUGCUGAGUUGCAUCCAAAGAACACCAUACCUACUGUGAAGCAUGGGGGUGGAAACAUCAUGCUUUGGGGCUGUUUUUCUGCAAAGGGACCAGGACGACUGAUCCGUGUAAAGGAAAGAAUGAAUGGGGCCAUGUAUCGUGAGAUUUUGAGUGAAACCCUCCUUCCAUCAGCAAGGGCAUUGAAGAUGAAACGUGGCUUGGUCUUUCAGCAUGACAAUGAUCCCAAACACACCGCCCGGGCAACGAAGGAGUGGCUUCGUAAGAAGCAUUUCAAGGUCCUGGAGUGGCCUAGCCAGUCUCCAGAUCUCAACCCCUUAGAAAAUCUUUGGAGGGAGUUGAAAGUCCGUGUUGCCCAGCGACAGCCCCAAAACAUCACUGCUCUAGAGGAGAUCUGAAUGGAGGAAUGGGCCAAAAUACCAGCAACAGUGUGUGAAAACCUUGUGAAGACUUACAGAUGUUACAAAUGUUUGACCUGUGUCAUUGCCAACAAAGGGUAUAUAACAAAGUAUUGAGAAACUUUUGUUAUUGACCAAAUACUUAUUUUCCACCAUAAUUUGCAAAUAAAUUCAUUAAAAAUCCUACAAUGUGAAAGAAUUCUCAUUUUGUCUGUCAUAGUUGACGUGUACCUAUGAUGAAAAUUACAGGCCUCUCUCAUCUUUUUAAGUGGGAGAACUUGCACAAUUGGUGGCUGACUAAAUACUUUUUCCCCCAACUGUAUUUCUGAUCUCAGUAGCUCAUAACUCAAGUGUGGUGUAUCUAACAGCAUGCUCUAAGUGCCUUGAGUGUAUGCUGUGAGUAAAUUAUUAGUAAUUUGUUAAAUAUUUUGGGAGGAGGAUUUGCGUUCGAAAAAAGAGUAUGCUUUGAUCAGGUUGACUGGUAUUUCUGCAGACAUUCAAAACAUUACUAUUCAAAACAGAACCAAUUCUCAGUGCUCGCAUCAUCACAUUAGAUCAAUGAACUGUGUAAACAAAUGCAAAGUGUCGUUUAUUAUCUCCAUUGAUAUGAUAUUACAGUAUAAGGCUCAUGUAAUGUUCUCAGGGAAAGCUGUCUCCCAAGCCACUCUUUGACACUCGCUGAAAUCCCAGCCAAAGCAUUUUAGACUAAGAGCUUUUCUAUUUUUCCAGUGCUGUGGCGAAAGACAAAGACAAGAACAGCUUCAAGCUGCGUCCGGGAAUGGACAAGAAGAUCGUCAUCUACGUCCAGCAGACGUCUAAUAAGGAGCUGGCCAUCGAGAGGUAACGUGCACGCACGCCAACACACACACAUAGAGAGGCUGCGCAGACAUGACACAGUGGACUGUACACUACAUUUAUCUAACUGGGACACUUAGUCCCACCACCACGGAGACUUCUCAGUCAGGACGUCUCUCAGCUAUUCAUAACAAGCUGUAAUUCAGUUAUAAUUGAUAAACAACCACUGUUUAAUGUCCGUCUGUUUCCGAGCUUAAGUGUCCCAGUUCGGCCAUGAGAACGAGAUGGAUGUUUCUGUUCUGAGCCUGCUAAUUCUCUACGGUUAAUAAUGUUGUUUUGACUUGCCGUCACCUUCACUUGAACCUCAGUUCCAUUGCUUUUUGUUAUUUUACUGUUCCUAUACUGGGCCCGGAUUGGAGAGCUCUGUUAUCCUCUGUUAUUCCAUGCUCUGGGCAGUUUUAUCAAGGAUAUACCUAGCCUGAUACUUUGCGGGGACAUCUUGUCUGAUGCCUUCCACCUGGUUCCACUCUUAUGAGGUGUGUCUUGUGUGCCUGUGUGUGUCUGUGUGUGUCUGUGUACCUGUGUGUGUCUGUGUACCUGUGUGUGUCUGUGUACCUGUGUGUACUUGUGUGUGUCUGUGUACCUGUGUGUGCCUGUGUACCUGUGUCUGCCUGCUCGGUGUAUGUGUGUUCCAGGUGCUUCGGCCUCCUGCUGAGUCCAGGGAAGAACGUGAAGAACAGUGACAUGCACCUGCUUGACCUGGAGUCAAUGGGGAAGUCCUCUGAUGGGAAGUCCUACAUCAUCACAGGGAGCUGGAAUCCCAACACACCGCAGUUCCAGGCUGUUAACGAGGAGACACCCAAAGGUACAGCAGGCCAGACGGCCAACAUGCAAAGAUAUGUCCACAGGUUGUUAUUUAGUGCCAUGUUAACAUGGUAUUUUUCCCUGUCUGUGAAUAAUCAGGACUCUAAGGAUAAUGCCCUCAGAUAGUUCAUAGCCGACCGUGGCUGACUGACAAAUUAAUAUCUAUGAACACAGCAACUGUAUAAGGGUUAUAUCGAGGAUGUUUGUGUUCCAGAUAAGUUAUUGUACAGGUCCACAGCUUUAACGGUUAAAUUGAUGAGUGUUGUGUUAAUUUACAUGACCACAGCUGUAAGGGUUUCUGGUAAGGAUUUUAUUAAUGACAGUUAUGGGUCAUGUCCAACAGAUAAGUUCAUGUACAUGACGACGGCGGUAGACCUGGUGAUCACUGAGGUGGAGGAGCCUGUUCGUUUCCUUCUGGAGACCAGGGUCAGAGUCUGCUCUCCCAACGAGAGGCUCUUCUGGCCCUUCAGCAAACGCAACUACACCGAGACCUACUACCUGAAACUCAGACAGGUGAGACAGACAUUCUAUCUGAAAUUCAGACAGGUGAGAUCUUCUACCUGAAAUUCAGACAAGUGAGACCUUGUAGCUGAAACUCAGACAGGUGAGACUGACCUUCUACCUGAAACGCAGACAGGUGAGACUGACAUUCUACCUGAAACUCAGGCAGGUGAUCCCUUCUAGGUGAAAUGCAGACAGAUGAGACUUUCUACCUGAAAGUCAGACAGGUGAGACUGACAUUCUACCUGAAACUCAGGCAGGUGAGCCCUUCUAGGUGAAAUUCAGACAGGUGAGACCUUCUACCAGAAACUCAGACAGGUGAGACUGACUUUCUUCCUGAAACUCAGAUCGGUGAGACAGAAUUUCUAUCUGAAACUCAGACAGGUGAGACAGACACCAUGGAAGACAAAACACUCCAACAUUAUGGGCCGCCCGGUUUCCCUGAAAAUCUCAAUGGAGAAUCCACACUGAACAUACUUUUUAUUCUAGACUUAAUGUGUCAACCCAUCAUGAAUUGUGAGAGGGCUCUUUUUUCUUUUCUUUAACAAUGGAACUGCUAGUCAAUGUGGUCACCUAUUGCCUUGACCCUGUAUGGAACUCCAUUCCUUUCCUCCCUUCCCAGAUGUAGCGUAAGAGUAACAACGACACCAAUCCCAUGACAGGAAGUAUGUGCCUUUAUACCCUGCUUCCUCCAGAUGGAGCGUAAGAGUAACAACGAUACCCUGUAUGAGGUGCUGAGCCUGGAGAGUGAGUCAGAGAGGGAGAGGAAGAAAACGACAGCCAGCCCCAACAUCCUGCAGUCUUCCUCCCACGGCUCCAUGGUGCCAUCGCCUCCCGAGGAUGAUGAGGAGGAAGGUGACUGUCUGAGCAACCUUAAUGUUACAUUGUAUUUAACCUUAAUUUAACCAGGAAGUCCGACUGAGGUCAGAAGUGCUCUCUUCCCCUACAUUUACAUUUGAGUCAUUUAGUAGACAAUCUUAUUCACCAGAGUGACUUACUAAAGUAAGUAAAACAAACACAUAUCACGAUAAUUGCAAGUGUAUCCUUAAAAAAAGCUGCUAUCUGCUAAAUCUGUGCUAGUAAGAAUAAAGGAUAGUCCUUGUUGCCCUCCUGUCUCUGUAGCUCCAUUCCAAAUCAACCCCUAGCCUCUACCCCCGGCCUAUGUACUGUUCAUUUCCCCUACCCCCUAGGCACUUGUUGAGUUCCUGGAGGAUUAGACAGGUGUAUGUAGUAAGGCAGAAAUUCCACCUAUCCAAUCCUAUCAAAACCACACAACUGAACUUCCCCAAAAGAAUCUGAUUUACCAUUUUUUGUUACGAAACAUUUUGCUACAAUGUGCCCUACUGAACACAACCUGGUCGAUUUAGGAUUGGGUAGUAGUCCCUCCCUGUCUGUUUGUGCCUUAUUCCUCUCCCUGUAUGCUAUGUACUAUGCCAUUCUUGAUGCGUGACAGCUAGGUCUAUUUGUCUGUCUCAAUGUCAGUACCCCCCUGUAUUUGUCUCCUGUCUAGUCAGCCUGUUAUGUGCCCUAGUUUAGUCUCUCUCGGCAUUGCUGAUUGUGUGUUUACCAGUCUAGUAAGUCACUAUGCAUACAGUAUGUUUAUGUACUCUAGCCCAGGUCAACCAUGUUGAUAUGUCAACCCUUUAUGUCUCUGGGGUGCGUCCCAAAUGGCACCCUAUUCCCUAUAUAGUGCACUACUUUUGACCAGGACCCUGAUCAGAAGUAGUGCACUAUAUCGGGAAUAGGGGGCCAUUUGGGACGCACCCUCUGUCUCUGGUAUGUGUCUCUGGAGCAGAGCAAAUAUUUAUUUUGCAAGAUGGACAAUAAAGUUGUAUUAAAUUCUAUUCUGUCAGACAAUGACGAGCCGUUGCUGAGUGGCUCAGGAGACGUGUCAAAGGAGUGUGCUGAGAAGAUACUGGAGACCUGGGGAGACCUGCUGUCCAAAUGGUGAGUCAGUGAGGAGGUCUCAUCUCACUAAUCAUACUGUACAUUACUCUGCUCCCUCUCAACCUCACAUACCCACUUUACUGCAGAUUGAUCAGUUUGUAUCAGGAAUAUCAUACCUUGCCUUCGUGUAAAUCAUCCAACGUAUUUUGCACUUCUCAUCUUAAUUUAGCUCAACAUUCAGUGGUGUUAUAGGAAAUGAAUCAUAAACAAACAAAAGUAAAAGAGGAGGUGAUUUGAACUUUAUUUCACCUUACAAGACCUUACCACCAGCUGUACCAGUCUGGCACAUAAUAACCAAAAGCACCACCAGGCAGCAGGCUCUUUGCUCAAUAAAUGAUAUGUACUGAGAAAGUAGCUACCACUGAGCUGCCGUUUACUUAGUGUGCCUGACGAUGCCAGUGGGCCUUUAGAGCUGCGCUCCCUGCCUGGCUGGCCAGGAGAAGGAUUGAUGUGGUGGUGGGCUUUUGAUUUUCCUGUUGAUCAGUCAGCGUAUGCAUGGAGGGAGGCAUGUCAGGGAGAGCGAUGAGGGGACUUACUGCUGGCACAGUGAUAGUGGUCCUCCAGCUGAGUUACAACCCAAAUGACUGCCUUCUUUACCACGUACCUUUUAGGUCAGGAGUCUUUUAUAAUGUGCCAUGGUCUGAUUCUUCUUCAUAAUUCUUCUUUGAUUUAACAUUUUAGUGGGAGAUUCACAUUUAUCUAUGGUAAUCACAAUGAUAAGAAAAGCAAAUUAACACCUAGUGCUUGUAAAAUAUAGACUUAUCCUUCAUACAUACAGAGUUCUUAUAGCUUAUACUAAGGAUGGAGACACACUCACACACUGCUAAUUUGAGAACUCAUUCAUGGGUGCUGGGAAAUGAUGUUGAUAUUUUAAUCUCUGGAAGUGGCAAGGAAAAGAAAGAGGUGUUAUGUGUGUGUCGUCACAUCCAGAUAACCAGCUUAUUAAGAUUAUUACCCACUCCCAUUACUCUUUAUUGUUCUUAAUCAAAACCUUGUGAUGAAUUAAAUUAAAAAGUCCAGCAAUUUAAUUAGAGACGCUCAGUAGCUUCUGUCUUCUGCUGUGAAGUGAUGGUCACAUCUGUAGUUCCCCAUUCGCUCCGUUCCCUUCAACCCAGACUUCAGAGAGGGAGGGAGGGAGGGAGGGAGCACAUUUAGCUUUCUUCAAUGUCUGAUACAGCCGCUGGGUGCAUACAAGGUGCUUUUCUGCCUCACAAAUUUUUUAAUGCUUUGCUGUUAAAGGACAAUUCUGCCACUUUAUAACCAAUUAUUAUGCUGUUAGUAUAUAUGCAGUACUGUAAGAUUUUAUACACAUUUUGAUGUUUUAUAGUUUUUGUUAGUCAUACUGCACGAUUCCUUAUUUACAAUUUAUUUUAAAGCUGCUGUAUUGCCCUCGUCUAUAGCAUACUAUGAUUCCCAGAGUGCAUUUUGUCUCCCAUGAUGCAGUGCUCUGCCUAGUUAGCCUGCUGUUAGCUUAGCUAGCUGUCUAUCAAGCUCAGACUAAGCUUAGUCUAAAUAUAUUGCUUGUCAUAAGUUAUGAUUGGAUUUCACAUUACUUUUGGGUUGUAAAUAUAUUAUAAUGCUUGUGUGAAUGUCAUGCUGAAUAUAUAUGUCAUGCUGAACAAUAACAGCUGAGUUUCAUCUUAGCGACUGUUAGAAGAACACAACAUUUAUUAUGAAAUGUACAUGCAAAUCAUUACGGAAUCCUAGUCUCUCAGCCUGUAUCUUUGGCUAGCACAGCAAAUAACCAGAGCUAGCAUGAUGUGAAGGUAGAGAAAGAUCAGCUUACCUUGUUAGCCAGCUAGAUAUAUGAAUUUCUCUCAUGACAACCAACAAUAUAACUAAACUAAAAGUAGCUAGCAUACGAGUCCAGUGUUUGAUGGCCACAUUAUUUACAUCAAAACUUGGCUAGCUAUCAACCUCUCUCCCCCCUCACCAAUCUGUCUCUCCUAGCUCUUCGUCUGCUUCCUCCAAAACACAACUAUACUUUACCCAGGUGUAUUGACCACUUAGUUUCAAUUAAGAAACAUACUAGGAACACAAGCAUUUUGCUACACCCGCAAUACCAUCUGCUAAAUACAGUUGAAGUCAGAAGUUUACAUACACUUAGGUUGCCGUCAUUAAAAUUAUUUUUUCAACCACUCCACAAAUUUCUUGUUAACAAACUAUAGUUUUGGCAAGUCGGUUAGGACAUCUACUUUGUGCAUGACACAAGUAAUUUUACCAACAAUUGUUUACAGACAGAUUAUUUCACUUAUAAUUCACUAUAUUACAAUUCCAGUGGGUCAGAAGUUUACAUACACUAAGUUGACUGUGCCUUUAAACAGCUUGGAAAAUUCCAGAAAAUGAUGUCAUGGCUUUAGAAGCUUCUGAUAGGCUAAUAGACAUCAUUUGAGUCAAUUGGAGGUGUACCUGUGGAUGUAUUUCAAGGCCUACCUUCAAACUCAGUGCCUCUAUGCUUGAUAUCAUGGGAAAAUCAAAAGAAAUCAGCCAAGACCUCAGAAACAAAAUUGUAGACCUCCACAAGUCUGGUUCAUCCUUGGGAGCAAUAUCCAUACGCCUGAAGGUACCAUGUUCAUCUUUACAAACAAUAGUACGCAAGUAUAAACACCAUGGGACCACACAGCCGUCAUACCGCUCAGGAAGGAGACACGUUCUGUCACCUAGGGAUGAACGUACUUUGGUGUGAAAAGUGCAAAGCAAUCCCAGAACAACAGCAAAGGACCUUGUGAAGAUGAUGGAGGAAACAGGUACAAGUAUCGAUAUCCACAGUAAACCGAGUCCUAUAUCGACAUAACCUGAAAGGCUGCUCAGCACGGAAGAAGCCACUGCUUCAAAACCAUCAUAAAAAAGCUCAACGACUGUUUGCAACUGCACAUGGGGACAAAGAUCGUACUUUUUGGAGAAAUGUCCUCUGGUCUGAUGAAAGAAAAAUAGAACUGUUUGCCCAUAAUGACCAUCGUUAUGUUUGGAGGAAAAAGGGGGUGCUUGCAAGCCGAAGAACACCAUCUCAACCGUGAAGCACGGGGGUGGCAGCAUCAUGCUGUGAGGGUGCUUUGCUGCAGGAGGGACUGGUGCUCUUCACAAAAUAGAUGGCAUCAUGAGGAAGGAAAAUGAUGUGGAUAUAUUGAAGCAACAUCUCAAGACGUCAGUCAGGAUGGUCGCAAAUGGCUCUUCCAAAUGGACAAUGACCCCAAGCAUACUUCCAAAGUUGUGGCAAAAUGGCUUAAGGACAACAAAGUCAAGGUGUUGGAGUGGCCAUCACAAAGCCCUGACCUCAAUCCUAUAGAAAAUGUGUGGGCAGAACUGAAAAUGUGUGUGCGAGCAAGGAGGCCUACAAACCUGACUCAAUUACACCAGCUCUGUCAGGAGGAAUGGGCAAAAAUCCACCCAAUUUAUUGUGGGAAGCUCGUGGAAGGCUACCCGAAACGUUUGACCCAAGUUAAACAGUUUAAAGGCAAUGCUACCAAAUACUAAUUGAGUGUAAUGUAAACUUCUGACCCACUGGGAAUGUAAUGAAAUAAAUAAAAGCUGAAAUAAAUAAUUCUCUCUACUAUUAUUCUGACAUUUCACAUUCUUAAAAUAAAGUGGUGAUCCUAACUGACCUAAGACAGGGAAUUCUUACUAGGAUUAAGUGUCAGGAAUUGUGAAAAAAUAUAUUUGGCUAAGGUGUAUGUAAACAUCCGACUUCAACUGUAUAAUCCAUUGGUGAUAUACCCUUCAGUCGCUCCAGGACUUUCUUUGGACCUUCAUCCGCAGACAGGGUUUAGCAGCUUUCACAGGUCUCUGUAUCUGAGGUUAUGAAACAUAGAAAUUAGACCAGGACUUGCUUUCUUAUUCUCAAGUGAUAUAACAUUUGAUAUUUCAUUGCAAUUGUGUUUUUGUAUUGUCAUAAUUCUCUCUUUGGGACUGAACAUCUGUUCAGCUAGCUAGCUAACAUUGUUGUUUUAGCAGAUCACGCUAACGUUUGUGUCAUAACAUAAAACAAUGGAUGGCUGUAAUGAUCAUCCCACCUGAGAAAACAACUAGACUAAGUUAGCUAGCUAGCGGUUUACUGCCGCAACAGAACAGCUGUUGUUUACAAAUGCACCGGAAGUUCUUCUGGGUUCCAGGGUUCACUUCCGUUCCUCCUCAAAAAGCUGUUAAAAUGGUGCUAUUUGAAAAGGGCACAAUGGCUGCUGGAGCUGCAACUUCGGUCUGUGAUGGUGGGAGUGGUUUUGCUAAAUAGAAUCAUGGGAGUUUGAGCCUUGAACAACAGGGAACUAUUGGAGUAAGCUGACUAAGUAUCAUUCUAUAGGUUUUGGAGUGUCUAUUUAAAAUAUGUAUAGAUGUUAUUAGACAAAGACAACCAGAGCAACAUAUAGCAUGGAGUUCCAAUAUGAUCUGAAAACCACAGACGGGUUACGUAGAUCGCUGAAAAUGGCUGUCCAUAAUUUACUGUAUUAGUAAUCUCAGGGAUCCUUCUUGAAACCUUACAGAGAAGCAAUAUCCGGUUUUGCUCAUCACUAAACAGUUAUUAGACAUUAAAUCAUAAAAUUACACUAAAACUGUGUAGAACAUCACUAAAUACUUCGUAAUAACAACACAAAUGUUGUAAGUGGCUGAAUGUGUCCUUUAAAGUGUCUCUUCAGAAUGGCUCUGCUGACUGAAAUAAAACGACUAUGUUUAAGAAAUCUGCUUUCAUUCUAACUGGCAUAGAAUGGUAAAUAAAUGGCGUAAUGCAAAUGGCACUGUGGUGUGUUGUGCGACUCGAUGCAGGGCUCUGGGAGUCAGUGGGAGCCUUUUUGUAUGGCCAACCCCCUGAGGACCAGAAGCUGGUUUCACUUACAUCACACACAAAGUACGCGCUGUCUUGUUUCAACUGUUUUAUUUGAGCAGAAAAAAAUGCCACGUUGCAAUGCGUAACCAACUAAAACUAAACAACUGGAAUGUUUUUAGCCUUCUUAGGGGCGAGUUGUGUGGAACCUGAUCAUAUAUUGCCUGGCAUUGUGACUGUAAUCCCCGCCAGCUGCCGAGGCCUCUGGCUAGAGCCAGGGGUAGACUCUGUCUCUCAUUCCAGGUGAAGCUGGUUGAGAGAAUGCCAAGAGUGUGCAAAGCUGUCAUCAAGGCAAAGGGUGGCUACUUUGAAGAAUCUAAAAUCUAAAAUAUAUUUUGAUUUGUUUAACACUUUGUUGGUUACUUCAUGAUUCCAUAUGUGUAAUUUCAUAGUUUUGUUGUCUUCACUAUUAUUCUACAAUGUAGAAAAUAGUAAAAAUAAAGAAAAACCCCUGAAUGAGUAGGUGUGUCCAAACUUUUUACUGGUACUGUAUAUUAUGCUGACAUUUUGUGUUCACGUUUUUGUUUGUUUUGGACUUCGGUAAGGGUUUAUUCGGCUGUUCGGGCACACCAAAAAAAAUCUUGAGGCAAGCCGAAGUCGGUAGCUGAAGUCUACACCCCUUCGUCGGUGAUUGGUCAACAGUAGGGAUUCUUCAAGAAAGUCUUUGUUGUCAUUCAACGAGAGACGACUUGUUUUCAUGCAAAUUUUUUCAUUGAGAAAUACUGCACCAAACAUCUUAGUUAGAUGUAAAAUUGCGCAACUAAGAUCUCCUCUGCAAAAACGUCAAAAAUGAAUGAGUCUUAUGUUAAUUCUGACUAUUUUAAGGAAGCGUAUACUGGCUAUGGCGUCUCAAAAUGGACAAACAGUGCGCUUUUUUCUCGUUUUUCAAGCGAAGGUCUUUUAAGGGAGUGUGAGAGUACACUCGUUCGGUUUCGGCUAGGCGCCAGCAGAACUGAUGCAUUCAUCCCCACACCAGUGGGCCGCCAGGGUUUUAUGUUAAUGUACUCUAGUGUUAUUAUGUUUCACUAACACUAAAGACUUGUGUGACACUAAAGACUUGUGGCGAGCAGAAUCAACAACCUCUGCGCCGUUCAAGACUGUUGCUUUGUGAGAAGGACUCUUUACAAGUCUGCUCGCCACAAGUCAGUCACAGUUAGCCCUUGUUACAGUAAAUGCCAGCUGAAAAGUACUAAGGGCCUUGCCUUGGCUCCAAAUUAGAGCAGGUCCACAGGAGCAAUGUCCCAGUGAGGCACGGGUGCCGGCCCGCAUAGAGGGAAACAGAAAAGUCUGAGCCUUUUGCGUAAAGCACUGGGGUAUAUCUUUGUUGGAAAUGCGGCAUUAGUGGGGAAAAUGCUAAACUGACCCAAGAUUAGCGUCUAUGGGCAACUUCACCCUACAUUUGUUACAUAAUUCUGAUUGUUAUGAUAACCUGUCUCUCUCUCUCCCUCCCUCUGUCCCCAGGCACCUGAACCUGUCGGUGCGUCCCAAGCAGCUCCCGGCGUUGGUACGUAGUGGCGUACCAGAGGCCCUCAGGGGAGAGGUAUGGCAGCUCCUGGCCGGUUGCCAUAACAACGACCACCAGGUAGAGGAGUACCGCACCCUCAUCACCAAGGUAGGCCGGACCCCUGACCUAUGACCUCUGAGCUCUUACCUAACCUGACCCAGAGAUACUAUGUAUAUAAUGACGAGAUGGUCUUGUCUCCGUCCUAACAAUGGGAGUCGUUGUCCCAAAGGCGGAUCCCUGUAUUCCCGCAUGGACAUAUUUUGACGGGAGUGGACCCUCUUGCUUCCCCUCUGGCUGACCCCAUUCACAUUGUGA